This is a messenger RNA of Sycon ciliatum, 3389 nucleotides long. RefSeq names its product DNA-binding protein RFX2-like. NCBI's taxonomy places the organism in Eukaryota, Metazoa, Porifera, Calcarea, Leucosolenida, Sycettidae. The record is from RefSeq and is a predicted model, not a curated record. Gene Ontology annotation, molecular function: DNA-binding transcription factor activity, RNA polymerase II-specific; RNA polymerase II cis-regulatory region sequence-specific DNA binding. Gene Ontology annotation, biological process: regulation of transcription by RNA polymerase II. Bases 385 to 2685 code for a protein of 766 amino acids. The transcript is spliced from 18 exons.
CGUGCACAGCCGGCGGGAGAGAAAAAUGAUUUCACAGCAAUGCAUUGAACAGAGCUAGAGACGGCAACCUGAAUAUUCAAGCCUUCUCCACUCCAUGCUGCCCUCGGCGAGUGAAGUGAUUUGUUUUCGAUUCGGACAUUCUUUGGCGAUAGUGCUUGUGGCUUGGUUUCAUAGGUGAAAGAUAAAAAAAUAAGUCUGAGCUCUGAUCCCUUUCUUGCCAAUCUUGGAUCCUGGUAACUCACCUUGGUGACGUGCACCAAGGCGACGACAACACGAGUGCAGGUGGUGAGGAUCCUUGUUGGCAGGGUUACUGCCUUGCAUUGCAGUAAGCCUAUCGUCCCUGAACGGCGUGAGGCUCGCCUGUCACCUGCAUUGCUGCGGGAGAUGGACACCGAUGCUAGCCCUACUGCAACUGCGGAAAGCGGUGCAGGGCUGAUUUCUGGAGAGCAGCAGCAGCAGUCGGCCGAUUUCGCAAUGGACGACAAAACUGUGGUGAUUAUCAACAUUGACCCUGCUUCUGGUGCAUCUGAACCUGCUGUCAGUGUUGCUGCUAAUGUUGCGGGAGAUGGUACUGGUGAAGAAGUGGUACAGACUGCUGUAGCUACGUCUGCCAUGGAUGGAGUGGAUCAAGCAGAAGUCACGAUUUACCCUCAACAAUUGGCAACGGACGGAUCAACAUUUGUGUAUUCUUCUGAGAAUAAUUUCUCAGCAAACAUGUUUGACCCUCAGUCUACUGCACAGUCUACAGAUGAAAUCGCAUCCACUACUGUAGCUCUUCCCAACGAGGAUAGCCAGCGGAUUGUGCCAGUUGCGGUCACGACCACCGCAGUCGGCGAAGCUGCUGCCACGUCUGCAGCGGGACAGAUGUCCACUCACGCUGGCAUUCCCAGCAGUAUUGCGCCUGUGACCGUGUCACUAGCAGCUGCCAGCACGGACGUGAUGGCCACAACGACGGCGGAGCAGCACGGCCAUGCCACAAUGUCCAACAUCGCCAUCACCAAUGCGCAAAUAGUCACAGCACGUGCAUGUCCAGCAACGGUCCAAUGGCUAAUCGAAAACUUUGAAACAGCAGAUGGGAUCAGCUUACCGCGCAGCACUCUGUAUCACUUCUACCUACGCCAUUGCUCCAGCAGUAAAGUGGAUGCUGUGAAUGCGGCGAGCUUCGGUAAACUCAUUCGCUCUGUCUUUCUAGGCUUACGUACCAGGCGUCUUGGAACUCGGGGCAAUUCAAAAUACCAUUACUAUGGCAUUCGAAUAAAGCCAACGUCAUCGCUGGCGGAUCUUCCUCUAGAGGAUUAUAACCAGCAGAGUCAGCGCAGUAGCACUCGAUAUCGUACUCCAUCCAAGGACGAUGGCUUUAUAUCGCAGUCCUUUGCGACCCCGUCUGUCAUAGCUACUCCGUCAAGUACGGGCAAGCUUAACCCGUUGCGCCAUGAGCCGCAUCCCGUUGUCCCAAUGAUACAGCCGACAGAGCAACAGCAAGAACAAUUCCAACAAUUCCUAGCACUGUCCCUCACGCUACCCACGCUGCCUGAGCUCUCGUUGGAUACGGAUUCCUUGCCAGAUGGUUUGACCCAAGACCAUCUUGCGGAAUUUGCUGUUCUCUAUAAAGAGCAUUGCGAGGAGCUGGUCAAUGUAAUACGCAACUUCCAGUUUCACUUAUUAGAGCAGCUGUGGAAGCAGUUCUGGUCACAUUCGGAUGGCAGCUCAGUCAAUGGAGCAGCAGCGUCAACAGAUACUGCAAUGGAUACAGGGGAUGACUCCCACCGUCUGCCCGGCCCGAUUCUGAUGUCUCUUUGCCAGUGUCCUUGCGUUCAGUCUUUUGUUCAGAAUUGCGACAACUUGAUCUACCAAUGCCUUGUUGAACUCCUUGUACCGCAGGUGCUGCGGCCGAUUCCAAGUCAGCUAACACAGAUCAUUCGUAACUUGUCCAAGAACCUAGAGACGUGGCUAGGUGGUGCAAUGGCAGAUGUCCCGGAAGCAAUGGCAGAGGUUAAGAUGACUGCGGUCAGUGCCCUAUCACAAACGCUCCGCCGCUACACAUCACUCAAUCAUCUGGCUCAGGCGGCUCGGGCUGUGCUACAGAACUCAAGUCAGAUAGCGCAGAUGUUGAAUGAUCUAAUCAAGGUGGACUUUCAAAGCAUACAGGAGCAAGCGACAUGGGUUUGUCAGUGUCAGGAGGAAACACUGCAGCGUAUUCAGAAUGAAUUCAAGACCUCUUUGCAAACACAGCAAUAUCUUGAGGACUGGGCGACCUGGAUGGAGAAGCUGGUAGAUGAACUGCUCCAGCCAGUGAUAAACUCUGCGGAUUAUGUAAAGGUUGCACGUCAAUUCCUGCUGAAGUGGUCGUUCUACAGCUCUAUGGUUAUCAGAGACCUGACCCUGCGCAGUGCUGCGAGUUUUGGCUCGUUCCACCUGAUUCGUCUGCUGUACGACGAGUAUAUGUUCUACAUUGUGGAACAUCGUGUAUCCAAGGCCCUCAACAAGGUUCCAAUCUCUAUCCUGAGCGAGUUUGUUCAGCUUGGACGGACAUAUUCUUCACAAGCAGAGGACGGCAGUUUCAACGCUGAUGACACAAUGGCUGAGUUGAAUGCCGGAAGCACAGGUAUCAGUACAGCAUCAGUAGUAACAGCGACAACAACAGCCGCCACACAGGAACACGUAAUUGUUCCGCUGGUCACAUGAACCUAACGCUACUUCUCCCUUCUGUCAUGCUGCUUGGUAAUCGGAAGAAAGAAAACUGAAGGAAAAAAAAGCAUGCUCAGCAACGCAACGGUUGCACGCACACGGUGUGUUCACACAGCUGUAUGCGUCUAUGUUGGCACACAGCUCUGUGUCAUGUCCGAUAUAACACAGAAUAUUAAAAAAAUGCCAUAGGCGUCAUGAGAACUUGACAUGAAAUGAUCAAUGGGCUCUGCACAGCGAUGCAUCCCGGUUUUUUGUUUGUUUGUACAUGAAACACGUCACGCUAACAUUACUCGUUUUGUUUUUUAAGAAAGUAGUUUGCAUCUGUUUUGUGUGUCCCAUCUAUACUAUUGCUAUUCUUUACCCUUUGAUCUAGACAGAUAUUUUAGGUCUGUUCACUGAGUACAGUACUCAGUGCUUAGUACUCAUGCUAUGCUGCUUAUUGGUUCCUUUGUUAUCAUGGCUGCUUUGAUGUACAGUUAUAAAUUGCAUGUGUGCAUGAAGUACAUCUGCACUCUCCAUUGUAACGUUUUUGGGCUUGAAUGUACCCUUUCGUCUUCCGUCUCGGGUGGAUUUAUCUUUGUUUUCCCCGUUUUCGAGUUCUCAACCAUUCCUUGUCCUUGUCUGUUCUUCUCCACUUGUCUGCUGUCAUUCUAUGCGAACUUCAGCGCGCUUCCUGUCAGUGACACUGUUUCCAAGGAGUA